Messenger RNA from Daldinia loculata, 1590 nucleotides. RefSeq lists its product as uncharacterized. The transcript is spliced from 2 exons. The record is from RefSeq and is a predicted model, not a curated record. Gene Ontology annotation, molecular function: snoRNA binding. Lineage: Eukaryota; Fungi; Ascomycota; Sordariomycetes; Xylariales; Hypoxylaceae. Gene Ontology annotation, biological process: rRNA processing. Bases 121 to 1347 code for a protein of 408 amino acids.
AACAUCUAGAAAAAAGUGCGACCCGCGCAACAUUCAAGACGUGAACAAACCUAUCAACAUACAAAUUGACACUAGUGAUUUGCUCUCUGUUGGUUGAUAUACCAUUAAUUCCUGUCAAAUAUGCCUCCCGUUACUCGAAGACGCGCUAAAGAUGCCGAAAAUGCACUUGAGAGCGAAGUAAUCCUACCAAAAGAAUCAUGGCGCGCGAAGCGGAAAUCAACGGGGAACGAUAAUAACGUCGAAAAUGGAGGCGCUGUUUCCCCGGCGCAAAAAGUGGGAGAUCCUAAACAACGGAAGCUAUCCGUGCGCACACGAGAAGACGAAAGCACGGGUACCGGCCGAAAAACACACCUUGAAGCAGAAAGACCUACGAGCCCAAAACCUAAGAGUUCCCGGACGAGCGCAGUACCAGAUUCCCAAGAUAAAGAAGAGAAAUCAUGGGGAUCAGACUCCGCAUUACUCUCGAGCGUCUCGAAGCAGUUGGAAGAGGAUGCAAGCCAAAGACUAGCUUCUUCACAGUCGCUGUCGCUGUCGCAAGAGCCUGAUCAAACGCCUGCCCCUAAGACCAAGGGGAAGCAUCUUGUCUUUGACGAUGAUGACGAUGUAGAGAACUUCGUUGCGGCGGCGGCAGAAGUAGGCAAGAAGGUAGAGGUAGAUAUCACCAAAGACGAAGAGGAGGAGAGUGACGACGAUGAUGCGCCUGAAGCCGUGUCGACACAGGCCGCUGCCAAGGAGGUACAAAAAUCAACUCAGGCAGCUUUGGAUGCCGCUGAGAAACAAACCGCCAAUCUAAAACGAAAGCGCCAAGAAAGAGACAACCUCUUCAAACAACAAGCCGAGCGCCGCAAACGAUCUCGCGCAGAAGUCGAAGUCCACCAAUCCAAACGCCCACGCAAAGACUCCGCCUCCAACGACUCAGACUCCGAAGAAGACGACACUCCCGAAGUCGAAACGGCCGUGACAACCGGCCGGCGGCGCGCGCAGAAACUCGCCGUCCCUACACACCUACCCGCCGAGUUCCUCGCAGACUCGAGCGAGGACGAAGACGAAGCAGACGGUGAUAACGACAACAACAAUGGCCAUGGCCAGGUCCUGAAGAAGCGGAAGAAGCUGUCCGGUCCGCAGCCUACGAAGAUCACGUUCGACGACCAGCCCAAGAGGCCGCGGGACCGCGUGGUGGGAUCGACUAAGUACAGGGUUCUAGCCGAGCAGGGCGAUGUGCGGCUCGCGCCGCGGGCGCGGAGGGAUGCUAGGGUGUCGAAGGAGAGUUUGUUGAAGAGGAGACGGGUUGGCGUGGUGCCGGCGAAGGGGACGGGAAGUGGGAAGGGUUUUUUUGUUAAGCGGUAAGGAGGUGAGAGAAAGGGGGAGGAGGAUAAGAGGGAAGGAGACGUGGUUGGCUUCAAUGAAGCUAGUUAUCUAUAUCCUACGUGCGUUAACUGUUAACUGAACAAGUUCAAAUUCCCACGAUUUAUAUGAGCUGUACGAUGAUCUUAUAUCUUGAGUCGGUCUGUCAGAGCCUCUUGAUUUACUGGUUUCUGAUAGUUGGUUGAGUCGCAAACAUAGAACUAUAGAGAACGUCUUUCACAUUAA